GUUCUUCUAUAACUGUCCUUCCAUUUUCUAGUCUUCUUCCCUUAAGAUCCUUCCACCCAUCUCUGUAUAUACAUAAUCCAUAUAUGUAUAGAUACAUACAUACAAUGCACAGAUAUAUUUUUUGAUUCUCCCCUUUUUGUUGUGAUUUUUUUAAAUUUGGUGCAUUUGGCAAUAAUGGGUACGGAAGAGGGGAUUGUUCAAAUUUCUGUGGCAUCAGUGGUGGAGGAUGUUCUGCAACAAGGGAAGCGACUGAGCGACAUUGAUUUGGCUUCUAGGAAAGCUGAGGAAGCUUCAUUCAGAAGAUAUGUAGCAGCAGGGUGGCUCAGAAAGACAAUUGGAGUGGUUGCGGCUAAAGAUUUGCCGGCGGAGCCUUCAGAAGAGGACUUCAGGCUUGGAUUGCGUAGUGGAAUCGUACUUUGCAAUGUUCUUAAUAAAGUUCAGCCUGGUGCUGUGCAAAAAGUAGUUGAAGCACCUCCUGAUUCUGCUAAUGUUCCUGAUGGAGCAGCUCUUUCUGCAUAUCAAUAUUUUGAAAAUGUCCGUAACUUCCUUGUAGCGGUAGAAGAAAUGGGCAUUCCCUCUUUUGAAGCAUCUGAUUUGGAGAAAGGAGGGAAAUCUUCCAGAAUCAUCAAUUGUGUGCUGGCAUUGAAAUCUUAUGCUGAGUGGAAACACGGAGGUGGGAGUGGAUCAUGGAAAUACAGUGGGAACUCAAAACCUUCAUCUGCAGGAAAGCAAUUUGUCCGAAGAAACUCCGAGCCAUUCAUGAAUUUAAUCUCAAGGACUUCAUCCAUCAGCAACAAGAAUCUUGAUAGCAAUGAUGUUGGGCAUGAUGCCCGUGAAAUGGUUAACCCAAGUUCCCUCCAUAUGCUUGUUCACGAUCUUCUCUCUGACAAGAAGCAAGAAGAUAUUCCAUUUAUUGUGGAGAAUAUGCUGAGCAAAGUCAUGGAAGAAUUUGAGCAUCGGCUUGCCAGACAAAAUGAACAGUCAAAGACCUCCCACAAAGAGACAGUUGUUUCAACAACCGAGGGAUCUCCCUUGGAGCUUACAUGUGAGGAGGCACAGGUCGCAAUCAUCGAGGAUGAAGAAAAAUCACUCUAUGAGGGGACAUGCGGCAAGGUAGACAUAGAUGAUGAUGGUGCAUCAACAACACAGGUCGUAAGGCAGCAGAUGCUGGUUGAACACCAACAUAAAGAAGUCCAGCAAUUGAAAUCUACUCUCCAUGAUGCUAAAGUAGACUUGCAGUCUCUUCAACUGAAAUAUCAAGAGGAAGUCAGCAAUCUGGGCAAACAUCUGCAUGGUUUAGCUCAUGCUGCUUCAAAUUACCAAAAGGUUCUGGAGGAGAAUCGGAAGCUGUACAAUCAAGUGCAAGACCUUAAAGGGAACAUCAGAGUGUAUUGCCGGGUGCGGCCUUUCUUGCCUGGCCAACCAAACAGUCUAAGCACUGUGGAUCACGUAGAUGACGGGAAUAUUACAAUAACUACUCCUUCAAAGUAUGGAAAAGAGGGAAAGAAAUCAUUCACUUUUAACAAGGUCUUUGGUCCUUCAGUAACCCAAGCGGAAGUGUUUGCAGAUACACAACCUUUGAUCCGGUCUGUUCUUGAUGGCUACAAUGUUUGUAUCUUUGCUUACGGCCAAACGGGAUCAGGGAAAACACAUACGAUGACUGGCCCAUCAGAUCUCACGAAGGAGACCCUUGGUGUGAAUUACAGGGCAUUGAGUGAUCUAUUCAUUAUCUCAGAACAAAGAAAAGAUGUUAUUUCUUAUGAUAUUUCAGUUCAGAUGGUUGAAAUUUAUAAUGAGCAAGUCAGGGAUCUCCUUACCCCAGACGGUGUUAACAAAAAAGUAGAAAUUCGCAACAGUUCCCAGAAGGGUUUCAAUGUACCUGAUGCAAAUCUAGUUCCUGUAGCAUCAACUUCUGCUGUGAUGAAUCUGAUGAACCUUGGGCACAAGAAUCGUGCGGUGGGUGCUACAGCCAUGAAUGACAGAAGUAGUCGCUCUCACAGUUGCCUUACAGUUCAUGUUCAAGGAAGAAACAUGACAUCUGGUACUAUUCUUCGUGGCUCCAUGCACCUUGUUGACCUGGCAGGAAGUGAAAGAGUGGACAAGUCAGAGGCUGUUGGUGAUAGGUUGAAGGAGGCUACACAUAUCAACAAGUCUCUUUCUGCUUUAGGAGAUGUCAUUGCUUCACUUGCCCAAAAGAACUCACAUGUUCCCUACAGGAACAGUAAGCUUACACAGUUGCUUCAAGAUUCUCUUGGAGGCCAAGCAAAAACUUUGAUGUUCGUUCAUAUAAGUCCUGAGCUUAAUGCUGUUGGAGAAACACUCAGCACACUGAAAUUCGCUGAACGAGUUUCUACGGUUGAGCUUGGUAGUGCAAGGGCGAACAAAGAGGGUUCUGACGUCAAGGAACUAAAAGAACAGAUUUCCAGUCUUAAGGCAGCCCUAGCAAGGAAGGAGGAAGAGCAAGGGCGCCGUCCGCUUUCCAGAUCAAGUACUCCAGAAAGGGUCAGAAUAGGAUCUUCUCUUUCUUCUAGUUGGCAUAGUAUGGAAGAUGUUGGUAGUAACAUAGAGGUUAAGAAGAAAUCUACGUCAAAAAUGAGAAGGCGAAGCUUAGAUCCCAAAGACUUUCAGAUGAAUUCUCCUCCCUUUCCACCAGCCAAUAGCCCUGCAUCAAGGGAAGAGGACAGAGAAUCAGUUUGUGGUGAUUGGGUUGACAAAAUUAUGGUGAACAAGCAAGAUGGUCUGAGUAGAAGUAGUUCCUUAAGAGGCUGGGAAGAGGAAACCAGGAUUUCACCUGACCUGUUAUAUAGGAAAUGCCCACCUGAUAGUUCAAAGGUGUAUCCAGAACAACCUAUAAACAAAGUUGCAGGAAAUAAAAAGGAUGGCCAAGACUAUGAGGCAAGUAAGACUCGGUCCGAAGCAGGUUCCAUAGAUGAUUUCGAUGAACUGGAAGCUGCAACAAGUGAGUCUUCUGAGCUUGAAUACCUUUGGCAACCGAAUCUUCAGAAGGUUAGUCAGACUCCCAAUGGACUGGGAUCCAAACUCAAAAAACCUAGUCCUAAGCAAGUGAAGAAGCCAGAAAUAAGGAGCUUGAUUCCUCCACCACCAACCAGGAGACUUUCUAAUGGGUUAAUCUCACCUUCUGCAAAGACGGGAAGAGCAGCUGCCUUAGAAGGAAAGCGAAAAACAGCAAGUGGGAAGUGACAAAUGUUCCAACUUAGUUGAGUUUGAUGCUUAAGUAAUCAAAGAUGUGCUUUUUUCUUUCUUCUUUUUCUUUCUUGUCAAUCUUUUGCUCUGCAUUCUUUAGAGUGAAAGAGAGCGAGGGUAUGGCAAUAGCUUCAGUUGCCAUCUUUUCCUCCAGUGGUGAUCUUGAAAUUGUUUUGGUGUCCCACUGAUGAGUUUCAGUGGUUGUUGGCUUGUUCUUCAUUUUCUUUUCCCCCCAUUCUUUUGGACUGAGGAAUGUAAAAAUGCAGAAAAUGAAAAGUAAUACUUAAUAGAAUUACA
Solanum dulcamara is the source of this 3501-nucleotide messenger RNA. Its product is annotated as kinesin-like protein KIN-14I. The record is from RefSeq and is a predicted model, not a curated record. The transcript is spliced from 18 exons. Gene Ontology annotation, biological process: microtubule-based movement. Lineage: Eukaryota; Viridiplantae; Streptophyta; Magnoliopsida; Solanales; Solanaceae. Bases 175 to 3201 code for a protein of 1008 amino acids. Gene Ontology annotation, molecular function: microtubule motor activity; microtubule binding; ATP binding.